This is a messenger RNA of Menidia menidia (Atlantic silverside), 3889 nucleotides long. The record is from the annotation of a GenBank genome assembly. NCBI's taxonomy places the organism in Eukaryota, Metazoa, Chordata, Actinopteri, Atheriniformes, Atherinopsidae.
UCUCCUGUUUACCUUCCUCCCCUGCUCGGCCUUCUCAAUGCUGCUGGGAUGGGUGGAGUCUCCAGGAUAUCCCAGUGGAUACCCACCUCAUUCCAGCCUUAACUGGAGUAGGUGUGCUCCAAAAGGCCUCAGUGUCUCAGUUGAGCUCAUCCACCUGGACCUGGAGUACAGCCAAAACUGUGAAAAUGAUGCAGUCAAGGUAUUCUCAAGUGGAAAUCUAAUAUCAAUGCUGUGUGGCCAAAUGGAUUACAAGGAACUUCAGUCCUCAGUAAAUCCCAUGCUGUUCUCCAACCCUGGUGGUUGCCUCAAACUGUUGUUCAACUCUGACUACUCAAAUACCAAGAGGCACACUGGCUUCAAAGGUUUUUAUACCACUAAAGACUAUGACGAGUGCAAUGACCCCACAGUCAAUGAAUGCACCCAAUUCUGUCACAACUUCUUGGGAGGGUACCGCUGCUCCUGUCGCCAUGGCUACCACCUCGCUGAGGACAACCACACUUGCACAGUGAGCUGCACAGAGGAUCUGUCUGGGUUAAACAGAGGGGAAAUAGCCAGUCCCAACUGGCCCGCUCCAUAUGCAGAGGAUGCUAACUGUGAGUACACCCUCUCUGUGGAGGAGAACCUUCAGCUGGAGCUGCACUUCUCUGAGCUUUUCGACGUGGAACAAAGUCCUGACGGUCACUGCACAGAUGCACUGAAGAUUGAGACCUCGUCCGGGACACUGGGGCCGUUCUGUGGCAAUACACCUCCUCCAUCUCCCUUUCUCACUCACUCCAACCACAUCAAAAUCCGUUUCACCUCUGAUGGCUUUGGCAACAACAAAGGCUUUAAUCUUGAGUUCAAGACCAGGGGUACUGCAGCCUCCAUCUCACAAAGAUGGAACAUUUUUGUUGUUUUUGUUAUGACUUUGAAGUGUGACCAUAAAUGUUGUUCAUUGUGUCAUACAGGCAAAGUAUGUGGAUCAGCGGUGACCCCACACUCCACUGUGACUCCUCACAAAACUGAAUACGAGCCUGGGCAGACCGUGACAGUAACCUGUGAUGUCGGCUAUCUCGUGAAUACAAAUGGGAUCCUGGACCUUUCAACACAGUUUGAUACGACCUGUCAGAGCACAGGCACAUGGAGCCCCCUCUACCCCUGUAAAAUUGUGGAUUGCGGUCGUCCAAAUAUCAAAGAUGACAGCGUCCUUCAGCUGGUGGAUUCAGCUGAACCAAAUACGCAGUAUAACAACCAGAUCAAGUUCCACUGCAGUUCAGAGUACUACACCUUGGAAGGAGAUGACACAUACACCUGCAAUGCCAGUGGUGAAUGGGCAUCACUGAGUGGAAAGGCAGAGAUGCCACGAUGCACUGAAGUGUGUGGUAAACCUGCAAAGUACGUGUCGAGUGCAGGAAGAAUUUUGGGAGGCAAGGCUGCAGAACUGGGAGAAAUACCAUGGCAACUUUUAACAAAGGAACCGAAAAGAGGAGGAGCCUCGCUCAUAAAUGAUCGAUGGGCUGUCACCGCAGCUCAUGUUGUGGAUGGGACUGAGAAAACCUUAUUGAAAUUCUUUGGUGGAUUAGUGGACGGAAAACAAUCAGAUAGCUCUGAUGUCAUCAACAUUGAGAGGAUCAUUAUACAUCCAGGCUACAGUAGUGAGGGUGCCAACAGUCAGACUAAUUAUGACAAUGAUAUUGCACUUCUAAAAUUCACCACUAGAGUGCACUUAGGCCCAAACCUGCUUCCUAUUUGUCUCCCAGAGGUAAACAGGGGUGUGGUGGAAAAUGAACAGGGCACUGUGUCAGGCUGGGGGAUGACUGACAAGAAUGACAAAUUGGCACUUCGAUCACGAUUCUUGAAAUAUGCUCAUGUUACUGCAUACUCUUUGGAUGAAUGUCAAAGAACACCCAGCCUGCCAACAAACGAAGCCACAACUUUUACUGAUAACAUGUUCUGUGCUGGAGCAGCAGGGAAGGACAGCUGCAGUGGAGACAGUGGGGGACCUCUUUUUAUGCCAAUGCUGUCUGCCGAUGAAGGGCCUUAUUAUCUGAUUGGCAUCGUGUCCUGGGGAGACCCCUGCAAGUUGAAACCCAAAAGUGACAACACUUAUAAGGGUUACUACACCAAAGUGGAGAAUUAUGUCCUGUAUAAUGAGAAAGUGUUGGAGAAGUUCUGUGGGAAUACAAACUCUGCUGAUGGACAUCACCCUGGCCACCAGCCCAUUUUGUCUCCAGGCAACAGACUCACCCUUAUAUUCCAAACAGAUGACAACAACCCAGAGCGCCACCAGAAUGUGGGCUUCCAGGCUCAGUACCAGGCAAUAGACAUAGAUGAAUGUGCAGUUCUCGAACUUGAAGAUGGCUCAGAACCGCUCUGCCAUCAGAUCUGCCUCAACACACUUGGCUCAUAUCUCUGUGCCUGUCACCACGGCUAUGAGCUCAGCUCAGACCAGCGCACAUGCAAGUUAUCCUGUGGAGGUGGAAUAUUUGAUGAGCCUGAGGGACAUCUAUUCAGUCCAGGCUACCCAAACUCCCCUUCUCAAGCUCUGUCCUGUCAAUAUGUAAUUUCUGUAGAACCCGGCUUUACGGUCUCUCUUAAUUUCUCUGACAACUUUCAGAUUGAGAGUAUGAACACUGCGGACGAUCAAAACUGUCUCUAUCACUGGUUGGAGGUGAUUGUCCCAAACACAAAGCCGAGGAAGCUGUGUGGGGGGGAGAGUCCCGGUCUGAUGGUUACAAACUCAAACAUUGUCAAGCUGAACUAUGAAAUUGAUGAUAGAGGACUCAGCAAAGGCUGGAGCCUGGACUACAGCACACACCGAGUGAAGUGCCCAGUUCCUGGUCGUGUAGCUAACGGCAGAGUCACUCCUUCCUUGACUGAAUAUUUCUAUAGAGACCACAUCUAUGCACGCUGUGACCAAGGAUACAAACUGAUGAUGGACGGUGUGGAGAUCAAGAGUUUCUCUGCCAUGUGCCAAAGUAACGGACAGUGGCACCUCCCUCUGCCAGAGUGCCACAUCAUUGAUUGUGGAGAACCUGAACCUUUGCUGAAUGGAGGACUGACUUUCCUGUCUGGUUCACAGAAUCAGUAUCUCUCUGUUGUACAGUACCACUGUAAUGAACCCUUUUACUCUCUACUUGGUAGAGCAAAUGUUUGUGGUCAGCCAACAAAACACAUUUCUGCCUAUCAGAGGAUUAUUGGGGGCAGUGAAGCUCCGGAACAUACCAUUCCUUGGCAAGUGCUGGUUAGCGUAAAUAGAGGGAGAGGAGGAGGCAUGGUCAUAGAGGACCAGUGGAUUUUGACUGCAGCCCAUGUGGUGGUACAAGGUGGACAACCAGUGUCAAACGUAUCAAUUUUCAUGGGGCAUACAGAUGUUGAAACUAUGAAGAACUCAGCUGUGUAUUCUGCCUCAAUCCAUGUUCACCCUGGAUACAACAACCCUAAAAACUUAGACUUCAAUAAUGACAUUGCCUUGAUCAAACUGCAAAACCCAAUCACCUUCGAUGCGUCUGUAAUGCCGGUAUGUUUGCCAGCAGAGGACGCCACAUAUCUCACAGGCAUGAUGGGAAUGGUGUCAGGAUUUGGUGUCACAGAUGAGGGGAAACGUCAGGUUCAAAGAAAUAAGCUUAAGUAUGUGCAACUUCCAGUGGUGGAACAGGAGACAUGCAGCCAUGCCUUUGCUUUGCUUAAACAAAAAAGCAAUUUACCUGACGUGACAAACAACAUGUUCUGUGCUGGAUUACCUGAAGGAGGGAAGGACUCUUGUCAGGGUGACAGUGGAGGCCCCUUCACCCUGAAUGAAGACGGACGAUUCUGGGCUGCUGGGAUUGUCAGCUGGGGGGAAAAAUGUGGAAGGAAGGGAACAUAUGGAGUCUAUACCAAAGUUGCUAACUAUAUGUCUGGACAUGAU